This is a messenger RNA of Penicillium odoratum, 1431 nucleotides long. Its product is annotated as ice-binding family protein. The coding region runs from base 1 to 1431 and encodes 476 amino acids. The record is from RefSeq and is a predicted model, not a curated record. The transcript has a single exon. Lineage: Eukaryota; Fungi; Ascomycota; Eurotiomycetes; Eurotiales; Aspergillaceae.
AUGUUCCUAAAGCUCCUCACUUCCGCUCUCCUCUUCUCUACCUUCAGCAAUGCACUAGAUCCAGUUGGCCUAGGCACGGCUGCGGCCUACCUAGUCCUUGGUGGCCAAGCAGUGACAAACACAGGCCCAACGAUUAUUGACAGUGGUGGCAAUCUUGGAGUCUCUCCGGGAACGUCUGUCACUAACUUCCCUCCUGGAGUAGUAGAUCCUCCAGGAGGAAUCCACAUUGCCGAUGCCAGCGCAGCUCAAGCACAAUCGGAUCUAGUGACUGCAUAUAAUGAUGCAGCUGGCCGGCCAUCUGCCACACUGGAACCGACAGACCUUGGUGGGCUAAGGCUUACUUCUGGUGUAUAUCAGUCUGUCCCAGGCAGAGGUCCAAUGACCAUUACAUCUGGUCGCACUCUCACGCUUGACGCUCAAGGAGACCCGAAUGCGGUUUGGAUCUUUCAAACCGAUUCAACCCUCAUUACUUACAGCAGCUCCACAGUGCUGCUGAUUAAUGGUGCCCAACCUUGCAAUGUCUUCUGGCAAGUGGGAAGUUCUGCUACCCUUGGGACAACAAGUAAUUUUGUUGGGACCCUCAUGGCACUCUCAUCUAUCUCGGCUCAAACAAACGCGGUAAUUCAAGGACGUCUUCUUGCACGUAAUGGGCAAGUGAGUCUGGACAGCAAUAAAAUCACUCUUCCGAAUUGUGCCAUCACCACAUCAACCACUUCUACAUCGACCACUUCCACAUCGACCACUUCCACAUCGACCACUUCCACAUCGACCACUACGGCGACAGGGCCAGUCAUUACACUGCCUAUCAUAGGUCCCAUAGGGCCCAUUUUAGGCGGCGGCAUUGGCAACGGCGGCGGCAUCAGCGGCGGCAUUGGCAAUCACAACGGUGGCGGCGGCGUCGGCAACGGUGGCGGUGGCAUCGGCAACAGCGGCGGCAAUGGUAAUGGCAAGGGCAAGGAAAUAGGCAAUGGCAACGGCGUCCCAUUGGCCAUCAGCGAGCAUAACUACUACCACGACCAAGGCUAUGACCACUAUGGAGCAUACGGCGACCACCAAUAUGGAGCAAACAGCGACCACCAAUAUGGAGCAAACAGCGACCACUAUGGAGCAUACGGCGACCACCAAUAUGGAGCAAACAGCGACCACUACGGAGCAAGCAGCGACCACCAAUAUGGAGCAAGCAGCGACCACUAUGGAGCAAGCAGCGACCAAUAUGGAGCAAGCAGCGACCACUAUGGAGCAAGCAGCGACCACUAUGGAGCAAGCAGCGACCACUAUGGAGCAUACGGCGACCACCAAUCUGGAGCAAACAGCCACCACCAUGGAGCAAGCAGCGACCACCAAUAUGAUCGAACGGCAAACAUGGAGGAUGUGCAGGAGGAAAUUCAGCACGCCCAGGAAGCUGCUGACUUGUACAAUGCACGCCAGUAA